Molecule: messenger RNA, 2321 nt
Organism: Ostrea edulis (European flat oyster)
Lineage: Eukaryota; Metazoa; Mollusca; Bivalvia; Ostreida; Ostreidae
Product: leucine-rich repeats and immunoglobulin-like domains protein 3
Exons: 2
Coding region: 195-1934 (579 amino acids)
Molecular function (GO): protein binding
Source: RefSeq, a predicted model, not a curated record
AGCGACCCCCCCUUCCCCUCGUACCGAAUCAAUAGACAUGUCCUGAGUGAAUGUCACACUGUGUGGUGUACACCUUGGAUUUGGACCAAUGAGCAGGUUCCUGUAUAUAAAUACAUAUACUGAAUACACCGACUCCACUGUCAUUGUUUGUUUCCAGGGGGAAUCAGUACUUUAUUGAAUUCCGAAUCUACAAAAUGCUCCAAAGUAUAAAACUGGUGAUUUUUCUGUUACCCCUGUACUGUGUGACUUAUUCCCAACAAAUAAAGGACCUCUCUUCAGAGUGUCAAUACAACCAGACCUUCGGUACCAUGGUAACAUGUAACUAUGGAAACAAAACCAUAUCCAAGUUACUAAAAGUCAGUCGGCCAUACUUGGAUCUGGAGUCCUGGAAGUCCCUCAGUGUCAUUGGGAACUCUGACGUGACCGACUUUCCACUGGAUUAUUUCACAGGAAUCAAAAACAUAGAGACUUUAAGUUUCCAUGGCACCAGGCUUCAAUCUAUACCUAACAUAUUCAUGAACUUACAGCAAGUUUACACAAUGGAUUUGUCUCUCAAUGAAAUAGAAAUUGUCAGUACAGUUAAUAUACAGAAGCUCGGUAUCCGGCAUCUGAAUGUUUCCAGAAAUACUAUCAGAUACUUAGAGCCAGACGAUUUGUCGUGGAUUUCUUCCGUGGAAAUUCUCGAUAUUUCAAACAACAAGAUAACAGAUAUUCCAAAAGAUUACUUCAGAUCCACAAGACUAAUUAGAAAGCUGAUCUUAUCCUUCAACUCCCUGAGGACUAUCCACGAAUAUGUUUUUUCUGGGUUAGAAACUUCUUUACAAGAACUGUAUCUUGCUGAGAACCAGAUUUCUGACAUUCAUCCACUGGCAUUUAAUAAGCUACUGGAACUGAAACUGUUGGAUUUAUCUGGUAAUCCAUUCAACCUAAAAAUAGAUGUCAGUUCAAUAAAACUUCCACAGCACGUAGCACACCUCGAUCUUCACAAGACAGCUCUUACAAAACUGGAUUUUUGCUUCAUCCAACAUCUUCAUGACUUAGAAUUUAUCAACCUCCAAGAAAACGACCUUGAAUGUUCUUGUGACCUUCUCUGGGUCAUGAAACAUUUGAAACGCCAUUAUUAUCAAUCCCCGACAGCUCGACCUCAACAGUCCGAGACUAGGUGCAUAAACGCGGAUAACCAUACAGAAACUGUGUCCGCUUUAGAACCAGUCUGUAGAAAUAAAACAAAGCAGCUAUGUUCAACAGUAAACCCACUCUCAGAGCUUUUACAAAACCUCAAAGAUCUCCAUUACAUGGUAGAAAUCAGAAAAGGGAAAAUCUGGAUCCACUGGGGACAUUUAAAUUCUUCCCUGAUCUAUGCUUACCGAAUAUCAGUGAAGGAGGAGAGCGAAGAGGGGUACUUCUACGGCCCCGUCACAAUUCAUUCCAGUUCUGACUAUUUCAAAAUAGAAAGUUCUGACCUCAAAAACACAGAACUCAAAGUAUGCCUGCAGAUAAUGACUAACGAGACUUUUGAUUUGUACACAAAAUGUGCAUUUGUUGAGGAUGAAUCUCUAAGCAGCAUUGUGGGAAUUCUGGCAGGAAUUCUUUUUCUCAUCCCGUGUCUCAUCGCCUUAACCCUAGUCAUUUACUACGACAAAAAACAUCACCUCAGACAGCAAUUAAAGGACAGACUUCUGCAUGUUUCAGAAUCGGAUUCUGAAGAUGAAGGAAGUAAUGUGUAUAAACAAGAAGUGAAUGAUGAAAUCGUCAGCGUGGUCACCGAAAAUAAGAAAAAGACCCUUCAUGAUGGAGUUGUCUUAAAUUCUACCGAUUUAUCUGGCUCCGUCCCCGAUGUAUCAGUCAAAUUCAUUACCGAGGAAAGCCCCUCCAUACAAAGUGACUUAUCAACUGUGGAGGGACAAAAGUCCAAAAGUGCACCAAACUCAUAAGAAAGAUUUUUAUUGCAUAACCAUGUGAUAUCAAGAACUCUUCAUACUCAUUAAAUAUAUUAAAGAUGUCCAUGGAAGGCUGUGAAUUUAUUCCUGCAUACUACAGUGCUAACAAUUUAGUCCCCCACUCUUUAUCUAACGACAGCUGUCGAUGGUGAGAUAUUAAGAUUAGUUGAUAUAAUAGACAGGCUAUGUGACAAUUGUAAUUGCCCAUUUAAAAGCAUUGAGAAUGUUUGGCAAAUUUGUCAUAAUGACUUUUACAAUUAUACUCUUCACUGAUUAAGUACUGGGGUGAAAUAAACCAGUAAUUGAAUCAGUUUACAAACUAGAUUGUCAUAUUAGGUUUGAUCUUUAUUAUGUGUGUUGUAAUAGUUAGCUGAAUAUCCU